This is a messenger RNA of Malassezia restricta, 1119 nucleotides long. Its product is annotated as diacylglycerol kinase catalytic domain protein. Gene Ontology annotation, biological process: sphingosine biosynthetic process. The transcript has a single exon. Gene Ontology annotation, cellular component: cytoplasm; membrane; intracellular membrane-bounded organelle. The record is from RefSeq and is a predicted model, not a curated record. Bases 1 to 1119 code for a protein of 372 amino acids. Lineage: Eukaryota; Fungi; Basidiomycota; Malasseziomycetes; Malasseziales; Malasseziaceae.
AUGAGCGACACGUUGUAUGUCGUGUGGAAUGCCGUGGCAGGUGCGCGGCGCGCGGCGCACAUGCUGGAGGCGUAUGUGAUGCCGCGCAUCCGAGCGUGGAAAGAGGACAAAGCUCCGUCCGUCCGCGUGGUCGUGCAUGAAACGGAGGCGGAUGCCGGCGCUGUGCGCCUGGGCCGGGCCAUAGCGGCGCAUGGGCGUGCAUGUACGUGCGUGGUGCUGGGCGGUGACGGCACCGUGCACGAGCUGCUGGAAGGGCUCUUUUCAGAUGCACAGCCACGUACGAUCUCGAUCGUUCUGGUGCCUAUGGGCACGGGCAAUGCGCUGUACCAUACUUUGAUGGGGCCGGACACGGCGCCGGAUCCUGCGUGGCGACUCGGCUCGCUGGAGGCGUUCACAAAGGCACAAGCGACGAAGCCCCUCACACUGAUGCAGGCGGAUCCAGGGCACCGCCUGGCGUGUGUGGUGGUAUCACACGCCCUGCACGCCGCGAUUCUGCGUGAUUCCGAGGCGCUGCGCGCACGGUAUCCUGGGCCGGAGCGUUUCCAAAUAGCCGCGGAGCAGCAUCUCACAUCCUGGGUCCGUGCCACGCUCACGCUCCUGCCGGACGAGCGGCAUCCAGUGUCCGUGUACGAUCCGCGAAGCCGCACCUUUUCGCGGCCUGCAGCGUAUGAGCACAGCUCAGAUGGGCGCGUGCACUUAUCCGGUCCGUUCCUCUACAUGAAUGCGAUGACAGUGGACAGACUGGAGCCGUCGUUCGUGCCCGCUCCCUUUGCGAGUCCGACGGCGCCAGCGCCGCUCCGACGACCGGCCAGCGCCAUGGACGUGAUUGUGAUACGUCCCACGCGGCAGCCGAGCGCAUCGAGUCCGGACGCCUUUGCGCGAGACGUGCUGAUGCCAGUCCUGUUCCAAGGCAUGUACCAACAAGGCAAGCAUGUGGACAUGCAGUAUGAAGAGCAGCGUCCGAUCGUGGAAUACUUUCGUGCGAGUGGGUAUAUGUGGGAGCCUGCGCGCGACGAUGCACUCGCCCGGACGAUGUGUGUGGACGGCACCAUCAUCGACGGCGGCGAGCGCGCUGUCGUGCGCACAACAGCCCACGACGUUCAUGCGUAUUGCGCCUGA